UUUAAAUAGUGAACGUGCUGUCGCGCAAACGUACAAAUUAAUUUCGCUCUUUGUUCACGAUGAAUUUACUAGCUAUCCAGCGUGGCUGAAGGAUUAAAAUGGAUCCAUUGAAAAUCCACCGUCACACAGGUUGAUCUCGCAGAGGAAGAGGCGCGUGCGCGAAGAAUCGGAAAUGAAUGCAAUGCCGGUCGUCUGUCGUCGUAUGUUGCACAAGGCCGGCAUUUUGAGUUAUUAAACUUCUUGGAAUAGCGACAAUAGGACAAUGGGCUAGAUCAAUGUCAAGACAGCGACAUUUCGAAUGCACUUCGUACCAAAGUAUGCAGAAUAUUUGCUGCUUGGAUUUGCACAAUGGACGAUUUUGAUAUUUAUGCCGAUCUACCUGACUUUGCCUGGCUGAAACAAGAGUAUGAAGCGGAUGUUGAAGUCGAUAAACUAGAACGACCCUCAUCAGAAAAAGAUACGAUAGAAUUAAGAACAAAGCUUUUAAAACUUGAAAGAGUUCAUAAAUUAGUAUUAUCACAUUAUUCUUCUCUAUGGAAAACAGCCAAACAAGAAAGAAAGAGAAUGGAACGUCAGAUUGCAGAAUUAAGGAGCCAGUUAGAUAAUCUAACAUUUAAGAGAAAUCAUCGUCAAACAAAUGGUAGUAUUGUUCCUUUACUAAAGCUAUCUGUAAAUGCGCAUUCUACUACUGCGUUUCAAUCACCAAAUUUAUAUCAGUUUAAUCAUGCUCCACCUUCAAUGAGUUUAAUGUCUUCAGAACAGCAAGACAGUAAAAAUGUAUAUAACCUCCAACCACCUCCAAUACAUUCAAUUCUCACUACUAAUCAAGAAUGGAAAGAGAAAGAUAUAUCUGAUAAAUGUUUUAUAGAUAAUCUCUCCUCAAAUGUUAUUACUCCAGAAAAUUCCUAUAGUAGCGAUGAAUCUGAUGAUGACAUUGUUAAAAAAUCUGAAUAUAGAAAUACAAUCUAUGGAGAAAGAUUGCGUAAAAAAUUAUUAGAAGAGAAAAGAAAUGCAGCUAAACAAAAACAAGAAUCAUUUUUAAAUGGAAAGGAGGGUACUGAGAAGAAAUUAGAUAAUGAGAAAUUAAAAGAUUCACAGAAUAUACAUAUGAACAAGGAACUUAAUGUUUCAAAAAAUAAAGAGGCCACCAAUGUGAUGAAAGAAACAAAUAUAAAAGUAGCUAAAGAGGAAAUUAGAAAUUGGAAACUAAAUGAAAUUGAUGUACAAAAUGCAAUGGUAUCUCAUACACAAGAGCUGAAGAAUGAAAAAACCGAAGUCAAAAACAUGAUGAAAAAUAAUGAACAUGAUAUUAAAUAUAAAAAUGACAUUGCAAAAAAAAAGAAUGAAGAAGAUUUAAUGAGUAAGAAAGUUGACAUGGAUCAAGAAAGGACAGAUGGAGAUUUUAAAAGUAAAAAAGAAAAAGAUUUUUAUAUAAAAAAACAAGAUGAACCAAUAAAACUUGAAAAACAAAGAGAUCUAGAACUAACAAGAGAAGAUUUAUCAAGAAUUAGACGAGAAAAAGAUCUAGACAGAAGAAGAAAAGAAGAGGAAUAUAGAAAAGUAAAACGAGAAGACAAAUUUGAAAACAGAAAGAGAGAGAAUGAAAUUGAAAAGAGAAGUGAUCAAGAAAUUGAAAAAAAUAGAAAAGAAGAAACAGAUAGAAGGAGAGAGGAAGUUGAUAGAAGAAGAAAAGAUGAAGAAGUGGAAAGGAGAAAGAAAGAAGAAAUUGAUAAGAGGAGAAAAGAUGAAAUUGAAAAAAGGAGAAAAGAUGAAAUAUUUGAAAGGCAAAAGAAAGAAGAACUGUAUAGGAAAAUGAGAGAAGAAACUGAAAGAAGAAAAAGAGAAGAUAUGGAUAGGAAGAGGAAAGAGGAAGAGAUUGUACGGAAAAGAAAAGAUGAAAUUGAUAGGCGGAGAAGAGAAAUAGAAAUUGAAAGGAGGAGAAGAGAAGAAGAGACUGAGAGAAGAAGAAAAGAAGAAGAUACUGAGAAGAGAAGAAGAAAAGAAGAGGAUGAAAGUAGAGAAAAAGAGGAUGAACAUCAUGCAAAAAAACUAAAAGAAAUUGAAAAAACUCGGAAUGAAAAACAGUUGGAAGAAUUAAUUAAAGAAAGAAAAAGAAUAGAAGAAGAAAUGUUAAAGAUGACAGACGAGGAAACUGAAGAGGGUGAAAUAACGGAGUCUUUCAAUAAUAUACCAGACGAGAAACCGAGCGUGAGCAACAAACUGCACGGCCACAAAGAAAAAUUGAAAGACUUCUCUAGUGAUAACUCCAAACAGUUUCAAAAAAAUCAAUCUGACAAAAGGAAUAAUAAUAGCUACAGUGGACGCUUUAUCAAUAGCUCUCGUAUAACAUCUCAAACGAUCAACGACAACCACAGGAUACGUUAUCACGAGUAUGUUAGUUCCAAAUCUAACCGGCAUCAAAUUGAUCAUAUUAGUUACGAUAAGCAUAAACGCAAUGAUUUACGUAGUCGACUCGAUCAACUUGGCCAUGAGCGUGAACGUCGAAAAAGUUCAUAUCGUAAUAAGUCUCAAAAUCGUAGUAGAAGCAAUAGCAGUCGCCACAGUGAUGAAAAUAGAGUCAAUUGUUCUCCUAAACGAAUUAAACUUCAAGAAAAAAUUAGGGAUCGUCAUGACAAACUGAAAGAUGUAGAACCAAACAAAAAUUCUAAAAUUAUAAGAAAAAGUCCUAAACGCAGAAAGGAACGACAAUCUGACGAGAGAUCUGACGAGCCUCAACACAGUAAAAAGAGAAGGAAAAUGUCGCCAGAUAAAGAUCUCAGUCGUAAUAUUAAAUCGAAUAAAAUUGUUUUAAAAACAAAUUUUCAAGCAAGGAACAUACUGGAUGAUGCAAAAAAUAUUAUUAAUAGUACUUCAUUGAACGAAAGUACAUCGAUACCUGUUACAGACAAUUUAAGAAACGUUGAAGAUAAUGUGAAAGAAGAAAAGGAGAAAUCAACAGAAUUAUUAGGUAAUAAUCAAAAUAAAAUUUUGAAUGAAUUAACUAAUCCUGAAAAAGAUCAAAUAAAGGAUUCAAAUGAAAACCAAGUAAAAUAUACAAGCCCUCAUGCUGAUAAAAACGAUAGUCAUCAUGUAAAUAAAAUAAAAACUUUGAUUAAUGAACUUUUUGAAGUUGAAGAGAAUUCUGUAAAUACUUUAGCUAUCUCGAAACAAGUAAACAGGUUUGAAGAGACAUUAAGUAGAACAAUUUUGUCUGAUUUGGAAGAUGGUGAAUUAACGGACUCUGAUGUGUCUAUGAAUUCAUUUAAUGUACCGAAUACAGCACAAAAUCAACCUACAGAUAAGCCCAUAGAUACAAUCAAUUUCUUGGAGAAAAAUAAUUUUGAAAACGGCAAUAAUGAAAGUAAACUGGCAACACCUUUCCAAAAAAACAAUGAAGAGUUAGCUCCGAAGAGUAAUAGUGAAAUAAAAGAUAGUACUUUAUACAGUAUACUUUCCCAAAGUGAGGAGAACAUCAUAUAUAGAGAAAAUACGAACAUUGAAUUACAUGAAAAAAUUAGUAAAAAUGAAGUAGUUGUUCUAAAAGACAAUAAACCAGAAAUUUUCAAAGAAAUUGCAAAUAAGAUUAAUAAUACAUCAUCACAGAUCAUCAAAGAAAAAGAAAUCUCUAUCUAUAAAACAAGUUCUAUUAAAUGUAAAGUUAAUAAAAGUAAUGAAACUAUUGAUGUUAACGUUGCAAAGCAAAAUGUAUUAUCAGAAGUCAACGAAAACAGAACUGUUUCUGAACCAUGUGAUAAGAUAAAUACCAUAAUAGAAAAAGAAAAUCAAAGCAGUGAUAUGAAGACUAAUAGCACAGAAGUUGAAAAAACUGAAGCAAAAAAUUCAACAAAAUCUAUUUCAAUUCCAACUACUUCAAAUAUUUUAUUAGAACAAGCACCCCAGAAUUGCCUAAAAAUAAAUAAUUCAGAAAAUAAAAUAGACAUCGAAAAUAGAUUACAUAUGGAAAGAACUGAGCUUCAUAAUGGAACAAAUACUAUAAUAAAGAAUGGAUGUUUAAAAGAAAAUGUUGAAGUAAGGAAUAAUUUGAUUAAGAAUCAUACUGGACAGCCUGUAGUUGAUGAAAGGUUACACGAACAAUUAUCUAAAUCUGUUGUAAAAUCAGAAAGUUCGUUUGAAGAUAGUACAGCUGCGAAAAGUGUAAAUAUAUUGCAAACUAAAUUUUCUUUGACACCAGUGAAAAAGGUAAUUGUAAUUCGACGUAGAAGAAGGCCAGUGAAAUUAUCAGACAGUCCUCCAGUUGUGGUGAUUAAUAAUGUAAAAUAACUGUACUAAUUCAGUUAAUUGUUAGAGAUAUAUAUAAACUUGUUAUCAGAAUUAGCAUUCUGCUUAUAUGUUAUGACAAAUAAUUAAUUUUUUUAUUUGUAAAUUUGUAAAUUAUUGUGAAUAAAUGCAAAUAUUUAUAUGCUUAUAUAAUUUUAAGUGUAUUAUAUAUGUAUAAAAAAAUUA
This is a messenger RNA of Phymastichus coffea, 4464 nucleotides long. Its product is annotated as calponin homology domain-containing protein DDB_G0272472-like. The coding region runs from base 349 to 4281 and encodes 1310 amino acids. NCBI's taxonomy places the organism in Eukaryota, Metazoa, Arthropoda, Insecta, Hymenoptera, Eulophidae. The record is from RefSeq and is a predicted model, not a curated record. The transcript has 5 exons.